Aureobasidium subglaciale EXF-2481 is the source of this 1087-nucleotide messenger RNA. RefSeq lists its product as uncharacterized. Gene Ontology annotation, molecular function: microtubule plus-end binding. The record is from RefSeq and is a predicted model, not a curated record. NCBI's taxonomy places the organism in Eukaryota, Fungi, Ascomycota, Dothideomycetes, Dothideales, Saccotheciaceae. The transcript has 6 exons. Gene Ontology annotation, biological process: regulation of microtubule polymerization or depolymerization; spindle assembly; protein localization to microtubule plus-end. Gene Ontology annotation, cellular component: microtubule organizing center; spindle midzone; microtubule plus-end. The coding region runs from base 7 to 759 and encodes 250 amino acids.
CCAAACAUGGGUGAAUCAAGACAAGAACUCUUGCAAUGGCUCAACAGCCUUUGCUCGCUCAACCUCACCCGUGUCGAGCAAUGCGGUACCGGUGCCCCAUUCUGCGCAAUCUACGACAGCAUCUUCCUCGACUUGCCCAUGGCUCGUGUGAAGUUUAACGCAAGCGCCGACUAUGCAUACCUGGACAACUUCAAGAUUCUGAGCAACGCCUUCCGCAAGCACCACGUCGAUCGUCCCAUUCCCGUCGAGCAACUAGUCAAGUGCAAGAUGCAGGACAAUCUCGAAUUCCUGCAGUGGACAAAGCGUUUCUGGGACCAGCACUACCCUGGUGGUGACUACGACGCCCUGGCCCGUAGAAAAAACCAAUCUGUUGGCUCCGCUCCUGCUGCUGCCCCGAGAGCUUCCACCACAAGGCGCGCCCCCGCCGUCUCCGCAACCUCCGCCGCUGUCACAAGAACACGCACUCCUCUUGGAGGCUCAGGAGGUGGUGCUCAGACCGCUGCUUUGACACAGGAGAACAACGCACUUAAGGAGACUGUUCAGGGCCUGGAGCGCGAGCGCGACUUUUACUUCAGCAAGCUCAGAGACAUUGAAUUGCUCGUCCAGGGUGCCAUGGAAGCCGAGCCCGAGCUCGAAAAGGAUGAGGGCGGUCUCUUGAAGCAAAUACAGACUAUUCUCUACUCGACCGAGGAGGGCUUCGAGAUCCCAGCAGAGGUUGACGAUGAGGAGGGCGAGUUAAUCGAGGAGGAGACUUUCUAAGUCAUCUCGCAGCUCUGAAUGUCAGCACACCAAAUCCAGACAACAUACAUGAUCUCACACGAUUUCAUGUCUCUGUCAUGCAAUAACGCCAAAACACUUUUCGUCACUUGCUCAAGAUUCCUCCUUAUUUUGGCUUCAGGUCAAAGACGAUUACAGCAGGUCUGUGGAUAGAUAGAAGGCUAUGUGGCUCGAAGGGGUAAAAGGGGCCUGAUGAGGAUACACUGUGCCGACUUUCACCUUUUUCCUUUCAAUAAGAUAAAUUUGUCGUUGUUAGUUCUAGCAUAGCAAGAGAUGGGCCGCAUGAAGCAGCUUUGAACGAGAAAGAAUG